This is a messenger RNA of Ambispora leptoticha, 2397 nucleotides long. The record is from the annotation of a GenBank genome assembly. Lineage: Eukaryota; Fungi; Glomeromycota; Glomeromycetes; Archaeosporales; Ambisporaceae.
AUGUUUGAAAUUUCUAAGCUCUCAGUCGAACAGCAAAAACACCUUGACAUUACAAGUUCUCCUCCUUCAAUGACACCUUCACCUUCAACAACACCCAUCAUUGAAACCUUUGAACAAAUACCACAAGCACCGGGAGAUUCGCUUUCCUCCGCUGGUUUUUUAUCAUCCCAUUCGCCCACAACUCCACCGUUUGAUGACCAAUCAACAACAAAUAUUCCUCAGUCUCAAAAUGAUACUUCCAAUAAUAAACCUGACACUAUUAACAACCAUAUAACCGUCUAUUUUAAAUCCCUGCAAGAGGAAACUAUUGACGGUGACAAUGAUUCUCCCAUAUUGGAAAAUCUAUUGCAAUCACAUAUUGAUGAUAAAAGCAUUAAUAAUAUUAAUGAUGAUGCAGAUAUUCAACGCCAAGGUAAUUUAACAAACUCAUUUGAAGAAACCAAUCAACGAGAUUAUAGCCAGAACAAGGAUAUGCAAACAAAAGAAAUAAAUCACAAUAAAGGAGUAAUUACGAAAAAUAGCAAUCAUCAAUCUAAAAAUGUCACGACAACUCAACAACAAUUCAAUCCUGAAGAAUUGGAAAACAUCAGCAGAUAUCAUCAGAAUGAUUCACCACCAACUAUUGGUUCAAGUUCACCACAAUCCGAAGAAGAUGCAGGCGGGUAUGGAUCAUUGUUCGCUUCCGACACUACUAUUAUUACUAAGAAUAUUGGUAUUAAUAGUGAUGGCUCAUUUAAUAUGAGCGAAAACAUCAAUAAUCUUUUCGCCGAAAAUAAUAAUCCACAAUCAACUUACCCUAUGUCGAAUGACUCUCUCUUUACUUAUAACUACGAAAAUCACAGCACUAACAUGUCGACUACUCCUCAAGAAAAUCUUUCAUUAAAUCAUGCCAUUCAAUCGUCGUCAUCAUCUACAUCAAUUUUGCCUGAUCAAAAUAAAUCUUCUGAAAUACUUGAUUUUGUUUUUGCUAGUGAAAUCGAAGAUGUCAGUGAGAAAGUGGUCUUUCAGUGGGAAGAAAAUACUUCAACAGAUUCUCCUUCCCAGUAUUCGUCAAACUCAAAUAUGGCACGACGAAUUAAAAAUAAUCAACGACAACAUCAAGAGCACCAUCCUUCAAACAAUAGUUCUGAUAAUAAUUGUCCGAAUCAACAUAACAAAAAUCUCGAAUCCCACGAAUUAUUUGGUGAUAACAACAAUUUCACUACUAAUUCUUUAUUAUCACCAAAUUUUUCUAAUUCAAACACCACAUCUUUCUCUCCUUUACCAUCUUUUCUUGAACCUAAUCGAUCAUAUUUUACGUCUCGAGUCUCUGUCAUGAAUUCCAUGAAUUCUGAUAAUUAUGAAAAUUAUUCAAUGAUGGAGCAAAAUCUUGGGAUUAAAGAAUCGCUAACACAACGACAACGGCAACAUCACCAAGCAGCUUCAGGGAAUUCUAGCACCGACAUCGCCCCUUUCGAUUGGUCAUUAUCUAAUCCGUCGAAUUAUACAGAGUUUUGGCAGCAACAUCAACGUUCACAGCAACAGUUAUCACAAUUGAUACGUUCUUCUCCUUCACUUUUUCAAUAUUAUCGAUUGGGUGUCAAUGAUAACAAUAACCGUAACAACAGCUUACCAUUUUCACAGCAGCAACAAAAUUUACGCAAACGUUUUAUGCAAAAUAACCUUGGAUUUCAAAAUGAACAUGUUUCGUUAAAUCCAUCAGAUCCACAAAAUAUGCUCUUUAAUACCCAAAUCCAACAAGAAAUAUAUCAAAUUACAUCCUCCUCAUCAGAACCUUCACGUAAACGAGUGAAACCGCAAGAUAUAAAAGAUACCGAAUUUUCUAAUAUUAACUUCCAAGAUAAAUCAUCUAAAUCAACACCAUCUCCGGUGUCUUCGCCCGUAUUGCCAUUUACUCCUUCUGCAGCUGCUGCUGCCGGAUAUCCCACUUCUUGUCUUGAUAAUCCCAAAAAUUUUUAUAAUUAUCUUCAUCACCAGCAUCAUCAAAUUGAUUCUCAAGAAUAUUCACAACAAAAUGCGGAAGCGGAAGAAGAGGAAUCGUCUACCGAACUACCGCUCAUUGAUCCUAAUGACACCCGACCAGAUUCUAAGCCUCGACGACAGAGAACUAGGUAUCCAGGUGACUUGUAUACGCCUAAAUGGGUUCGACUCAUGGGUCAAGCAAAGGAGGGAUAUUGUGAUUUAUGUGAACCGGUAUCGGGAAAAUACUUUGUCCCACCAAUUGAUACACGAACCGUACAAGCGAAUUCAUCAAUAAUUUAUAGUACCUCUUCUUCACUGAACUCCUUACCACCAACAGCAUCCUCUUCCGCUUUGGGCAACACUGAAGGUCUUUGCCAUCAAUGUCAACAAUGGAUUCCACUGACAAGCACCAAAAAAAAGACAGCAACAACUUCG